Molecule: messenger RNA, 3767 nt
Organism: Neoarius graeffei (lesser salmon catfish)
Lineage: Eukaryota; Metazoa; Chordata; Actinopteri; Siluriformes; Ariidae
Gene: zbtb16a
Product: zinc finger and BTB domain containing 16a
Exons: 7
Coding region: 440-2455 (671 amino acids)
Biological process (GO): regulation of immune system process; regulation of cytokine production; negative regulation of transcription by RNA polymerase II
Molecular function (GO): protein binding
Source: RefSeq, a predicted model, not a curated record
AGUGAUUGACGAAACGUAACAUGUUUGCUUCCAGAACACGCUGAACUUCCUCGCUACAUUUAAAGCGACAGCGCGUGUUGAAGCGGUGAGAUGAAAAGCCGAGGAAGUUGCUUUGAAGUAAAAGUGGCACCGCUGUCAGUGAAAGCACCUGAUGCAUAUUACAGUCGCUUCACUCGUGCACAGAUAUAGAGUUGAUUGAGAUUGUUUGGGACUUGUGUUCACACCGCUACACGCACGUGUCCAUGUUUAAAAUAUUGCACGAUUAUUAUUUCAUCAUCAUCAUCAUCAUCAUUGCCCACUUUUCUUUCUGUCAGCCCAAAUCCAGCACGAGACCGCGUCUCAGGACUCAUCUUAUCUUGUUUACAAAGAUAACUGAACAAACUGCUGAGUGGAAAGCGAGAGAGACUCAUGAAUUGGCUUGGCGGGUUACGGAGACGUUAUGGAUCUGACUAAAAUGGGUAUGAUACAGCUCCAGAACCCCAACCACCCCACUGCGCUGCUGCACAAGGCCAAUCAGAUGCGCCUGGCCGGCACGCUGUGUGAUGUGGUCAUCAUGGUGGACAGCCAGGAGUUCCACGCCCACCGGACUGUGCUGGCGUGCACCAGCAAGAUGUUUGAGAUCCUUUUCCACCGCAACAGCCAGCAUUAUACCCUUGACUUUCUCUCGCCAAAGACCUUCCAACAGAUCCUUGAGUAUGCUUACACUGCCACGCUCCAAGCAAAAGUGGAAGACUUGGAUGACCUGCUGUAUGCAGCAGAGAUACUUGAGAUAGAGUAUCUUGAGGAGCAAUGCCUGAAGAUCCUGGAGACCAUCCAGUCUUCGGACGAAAACGAUGCAGAGGUCAGCAUGAAUGAUGGUGGUACAGAGGAGGAAGACGAGCACAAAGGGAGGCAUGGCAGGAGCACUGCCGGCUCCAAGAAGCAUUCCACGGAGGACAGCGGUUAUGUAUCCACUGCCCAGCAAGCAUUGGCACUGUCCAGCAUCGUAGAUCAGAGCCCAUCGGUCUCCACUUCCUUUGGUCUCUCCACAAUGAGCCCAACCAAAGCUGCAGUGGACAGCCUGAUGAGCAUCGGCCAGUCACUGUUGCAGAGCAGCAUGCAGCACGGCCUGGGUACCGAGCAGACCCUACAGAGCAACCCUCACUCUAUAAUGCCAGAGAUCAAGACAGAGAUGAUGCAGGUGGAUGAUGCCAAUGGACGAGAGAGCCCUAGACUCAUGGAGUCCAGCACCUCAAGCAACGGAGACCGUAACAGCGAUGGCGAUAAGAGCCGUGAUGGGCCUGGCACCCCCACCAGAAGCAGCGUAAUCACCAGUGCCCGUGGGUUACAGUAUGUCCGUGAGGACGGGGGAGGUGAUCACCCAACCGAGGCCAGCCAGAUGGGGCUGGAAGGUAUGCCAGGUAUGACCGAGAAACACCUGGCCUCUCUCUAUGGCCUGCCACCCAACCAUAAGAGCGAGGCCUUGCUCUCCAUGCCUGCCUCCAUGGCCUCAACCCUGCACAUGUCUCCAGCUCUGGCCAUGUCCAUGGACUUUAGUGCCUAUGGCAGCCUCCUGCCACAGAGCUUCAUCCAGAGGGAGUUCUUCAGCAAGUUGGGUGAACUAGCAGUUGGCAUGAAGCCUGAAGUGCGCAGCGGGCAAAACGAGCGCUGCAAUGUGUGCGGUGCUGAACUGCCAGACAACGAGGCUAUAGAGCAGCACAGGAAGCUGCACAGCGGAAUGAAGACCUACGGCUGUGAGCUGUGCGGCAAGCGCUUCCUAGACAGCCUACGCCUGAGGAUGCACUUGCUGUCUCACUCAGCUGGAGAGAAGGCCAUCGUGUGUGACCAGUGUGGAGCUCAGUUCCAGAAGGAAGAAGAUCUGGAAGCACACAGACAGAUUCACACAGGAUCAGACAUGGCCAUCUUCUGUUUGCUGUGUGGGAAACGCUUCCAGACACAGACGGCCCUGCAGCAGCACAUGGAGGUCCACGCCGGGGUCCGCAGCUACAUCUGCAGCGAGUGCAAUCGCACCUUCCCGAGCCACACGGCACUCAAACGCCACCUUCGCUCCCACACAGGUGACCAUCCAUACGAAUGCGAGUUCUGCGGGAGCUGCUUCCGAGACGAGAGCACACUGAAGGGCCACAAGCGCAUCCACACCGGAGAGAAGCCCUAUGAAUGUAAUGGCUGUGGCAAGAAGUUCAGCCUAAAACACCAGCUGGAGACCCACUACCGUGUGCACACGGGUGAGAAGCCUUUCGAGUGCAAGCUGUGUCACCAGCGCUCGAGGGACUACUCGGCCAUGAUCAAACACCUGCGCACCCACAACGGCGCCUCGCCCUACCAGUGCACCAUCUGCCUGGAGUACUGCCCCAGCUUGUCCACCAUGCAGAAGCACAUGAAGGGCCACAAGCCAGAGGACAUCCCGCCAGACUGGAGGAUCGAGAAGACCUAUCUGUACCUGUGCUACGUCUGAUUGAGGCAGAGCCCUGCAUAGGGUUGGGCUGGGUUGGGAUUUGGAUCAGGGGUGGGAGAGCAGAAGGAUGGAAUGCACAGAGGAAGCAAAAAGGGGGGAAUGUUUACAGUUUCGCCGGCAGGGCUGGGCAAGGCAAAGUUGACCGAGGGGACGUGGAAAAAAAAAAAAAGUACUUAAGUAUGGUGACGUUGUCAUGUUGUAGUAUUGCGUUCUGUCGUGUUGUGAUGGUGUCGUGACUCAAACAAGAAGUCUGCUCUAAUCACAAAGGAUUCUCUCACUGUAUCAGGCAGGAAUCUUCGAAAUCACGCCCUCUUAUAAUGAGAAUAAUUACUCCUGGUUAUCCCCUGGUUAAUAGCUAUGAUUUGACGUCAUUAACUUCAGACAUACCAGGAGGUGUUGCAAGCACUUACAUCUGCCAGGGAGAUACUUUUCCAUCUGAAUUACAGUACAGCAGGUCGUCGUGUGUUGGUACAGUUUAUGGCUUUGUAAAGAGGAUUUUUCUUAUGUACCAUAAAUCCUUGGUGGGUCGAGCCUUCUUGCUUGAUUGACAUUCAUUAAGGGUUUAUUGGCUUAACCAGCAUACAAACCAGCUAUUGAUAAAUGCCAUUUCAGUUUUCUCUACAUAAUCUCUGUCUCUGCAUCAUAGCCUUUCACAGCUUCAUUGCACAUAUUACGAUGACAAUUUCUGUUUGAUUUUUUUUUCCCUCAUACAACAUAAUCGGAUGCCACAUUACACCAUUCUUCUGCUGUAUGUGUUCAUUUAAUAUUAACUGGACAUUUUUUGCUUCAUUUAAUACGCAUUUAGUUCCUUUUCAUCAAGUAAAUGACAGGAAAUCAGUUUAACACAAAAUAAUCAGCUUCGAAGCAGGAUUCAGCAGAACAUUACGUUACGUUAAGGAGCGCACUAGAAAUCUAAUCAACUGUGUAUAUUCUGAUAUAGAGACCAAAAUAAUGACUAAAGCUGCUUUUGCCAGUGGCUUGGACACUAAAGGGCACUGUGAUGUACAGGACUGGUCUCCACAUAUCUGAGAGAUGAGUGAAAGCAGAUUUCACAAACGGGAGGUAUGAGGCCUGCCUGGUCUGUCCAGCCCAGAGGGCUACCAUGAAAGAAUAGAUCAACUCUUUGUGUGGUUUUGUUCCUUUGCUAUGUCUGUAUUUCCUAUUUUACCUUGAUUUGUCAGCACAUUGUGCUUGAUUUACCUCGUAUUUUUUGUGACCUCAUGUGCUUGUGUUUUUAAUUUUUUCCUUUGUUUCUUCUGUGUGUGUGUGUGUGUGUGUGUGUGUGUGUGUGUGUGUGUGUGUGUGUGUGUAU